GUCUUCGUCGUUCACUUGUACUAAUUAAUGCCAGUCGUCGUUCAUGGUCAUAAUCUCUCCUUUUAAGCUCUAAACACCACAACCACACAAACCCUUUCCUCGAGAACGCCGUCGUUUCACUCCGCCAACAAUGCGUCUCCUCCUCCGGUUCUUGGUGGUCGCGUUUUGGAUCAUCGGGUCAACGCCUAUUGGACUCGUGAACUCGCACCAUGAGUCCGGCGAGCGGAGCUGUGAGUCGCACCCGGAGACCCAAGUCGUUGCCGAGUUCAAACCUGGACUCAUCACGGUCGAUGGGCACGCCGAUGAUUGGAGAGACGUUGAGGGUUUCGAGUUCUCUCUCCUCCCUGCUCUCGAGCCAGAUAAGGAACACGAGUAUAAAGGUGGAAAUAUGAGUGUUAAGGCAUUGCAUGAUGGGAAGGAUGUGUAUUUCAUGUUACAAGUUGAUGGGGACUAUGCAUACUCAAAAGGCAACGAUACCAAAUGCCCAUCUGUUGCUCUGAUGUUUCAAGUUGGUGAGAAUGCCUCGUAUUAUAGUAUGGGUGGGUGUACAGAAAUGCCAAAUUCAUGCACCAGUAAAAGCUGCCAUGGCUUUGAAGUUGACAUCAUGCACUUCUCCCUUGGAAAUGCUAUUCCUGGUCGUUUAUAUGGUGGCAAUCCAAUUGACAACGGAGAUGGGAAUGGAGGUGACAGGUUCGGUCAUUUGGUUGAUUUGUAUGCUUGGAAUCCUCAUUGUCGAUACCUUGACGGGAUGAGUCCUUCAGGAAAUGAUUCUAGUGCACAGAAUAACUGGAUGGGUGUGUGGUGGCAUAGCAGUUUGACAAUGCUUUCAGGUUUUGUGGAGGGAGAGUCUCCUUAUGGAUCGUCUGGUCAAAAUGGAACAUACUAUUUUGAAUUUUCAAGACCCUUGAGAACCAUGGAUCAUCUUCAACAGGAUGUUCAAUUCAACAUUGGUCAAACAAGCAAGUUUUCGGCCGCAUUUUGGUAUCCAGUUGAUGGGAAUCCAUGGAAUGCGUCAGGGCACUAUUCCGUCAGCUGUGACUGGGUACCUUUGAAUAUCUCUUCUGGGAGUUCCGCAAUCUCCACAACGGCUUCAAGGAGUUCUGGGGAUGCUGCCAGUGCGUUCGCUCUUGUUUUAUCAGCCCUAGUAGUUUUUUAGAACUACUCUGCUGCUUCCAUAAAUUAGUAAUUUGUUUAUAAAUUGUAGUACAAACCUAAUUAAUUUAACGGAGUUAAUUUUAGUGAGUCAAAUUAAUUAAAUACAAAUUUAUAAUUCUUAAAAUAGUUGUUACUGAAUUAUAUAA
Cornus florida is the source of this 1301-nucleotide messenger RNA. RefSeq lists its product as uncharacterized. Gene Ontology annotation, molecular function: heme binding. The transcript has 8 exons. NCBI's taxonomy places the organism in Eukaryota, Viridiplantae, Streptophyta, Magnoliopsida, Cornales, Cornaceae. Bases 131 to 1156 code for a protein of 341 amino acids. The record is from RefSeq and is a predicted model, not a curated record.